Molecule: messenger RNA, 372 nt
Organism: Radiomyces spectabilis
Lineage: Eukaryota; Fungi; Mucoromycota; Mucoromycetes; Mucorales; Radiomycetaceae
Exons: 3
Source: RefSeq, a predicted model, not a curated record
GAUCAAAUCCUGGAAAACUAUGAUCAAAGUCUUGAAGAUUUAGAACGACAAAGAGAACACCUUAAAACUGUCAUGGAAAAAAUGGGUCAAGAAUGGGAAGAAAGUGGUGCAGGUAUUGGCUGGCUUGGGUCUUUGGACAUACCGACGGCGGCCCCGAUCGAGACUGCGUUGACCGAACAACCGCUGCUAAGUAAUAUUUUGCGUCCAUCCACCGGUCCUUCGCCAGAUUAUCUUCAGUCUCUUUUGAACGUCAACGAAGCUCUGCUGGCUCAGAGUCUGGCCAACAGCUCCUCGGCCUGUUCAACCACCGUGAUCGGUGAAAGUCCCGAUAUGGAGAGUCAUCAUGAUACCCCAACGCCGACCUUAUCGCCC